Molecule: messenger RNA, 2136 nt
Organism: Sycon ciliatum
Lineage: Eukaryota; Metazoa; Porifera; Calcarea; Leucosolenida; Sycettidae
Product: heat shock cognate 71 kDa protein
Exons: 6
Coding region: 81-2030 (649 amino acids)
Cellular component (GO): plasma membrane; nucleus; cytosol
Molecular function (GO): ATP-dependent protein folding chaperone; ATP binding
Source: RefSeq, a predicted model, not a curated record
AAAUCACUUCGUUCACUUCAAUCUAAACAGGAAGUCAGUCCUAGUCGUUCUCAGCUAAGUAGGACAGUUCAGCAGACGCCAUGGCCAAGUCCGUAGCAAUCGGUAUUGACUUGGGAACCACCUACUCCUGCGUGGGUGUGUUCCAGCAUGGAAAGGUCGAGAUCAUCGCCAACGACCAGGGUAACCGAACCACCCCCAGUUAUGUCGGAUUCAACGACUCCGAACGUCUCAUCGGAGAUGCCGCCAAGAACCAAACGGCCAUGAACCCCGUCAACACUGUGUUCGAUGCCAAGCGUUUGAUCGGACGUCGUUUCGACGACUCCACUGUCCAAGCUGACAUGAAGCACUGGCCUUUCGAGGUCGUCAACGACAACACCAAGCCCAAGAUCCAGGUCGAGUACCGUGGCGAGACCAAGACCUUCUUCCCAGAAGAAAUCUCUUCCAUGGUCCUCACCAAGAUGAAGGAGACGGCCGAGGCCUACCUCGGUAACACCGUCGCCAAUGCUGUCGUUACUGUCCCUGCUUACUUCAACGACUCCCAGCGUCAGGCCACCAAGGAUGCUGGUACCAUCUCUGGACUCAAUGUCCUCCGUAUCAUCAACGAGCCUACUGCUGCUGCCAUCGCCUAUGGUCUUGACAAGAAGUCCGGUGGCGAGAGCAACGUACUCAUCUUCGAUCUUGGCGGUGGUACCUUUGAUGUCUCCGUGCUGACCAUUGAGGAUGGCAUCUUCGAAGUCAAGUCCACUGCUGGUGACACUCACUUGGGAGGUGAGGACUUUGACAACCGUCUGGUCAACCACUUCAUCACUGAGUUCAAGCGCAAGCACAAGAAGGACAUGUCCAGCAACAAGCGUGCCCUGCGUCGUCUCCGCACCGCUUGCGAGCGUGCAAAGCGUACUCUCUCCUCCAGCACCCAGGCCAGUGUGGAGAUCGACUCUCUCUUCGAGGGUAUCGACUUCUACACGUCCAUCACCCGUGCUCGCUUCGAGGAGUUGUGCGCUGACUUGUUCCGCGGUACCUUGGACCCAGUCGAGAAGUCUCUCCGUGAUGCCAAGAUGGACAAGGCCCAGAUCCACGAGCUGGUCUUGGUCGGUGGUUCCACCCGUAUCCCCAAGAUCCAGAAGCUCCUCCAGGACUUCUUCAACGGCAAGGAGCUGAACAAGAGCAUCAACCCCGACGAGGCUGUUGCCUAUGGUGCUGCCGUCCAGGCCGCCAUCCUGUCCGGUGACAAGUCCGAGACCGUCCAGGACUUGCUCCUUCUCGACGUUGCUCCUCUGUCUCUGGGUAUUGAGACCGCUGGUGGCGUCAUGACUGCCCUGAUCAAGCGCAACACCACCGUGCCCACCAAGCAGACCCAGACCUUCACCACCUACGCUGACAACCAGCCCGGUGUUCUGAUCCAGGUCUACGAGGGUGAGCGUGCCAUGACCCGCGACAACAACCUUCUCGGAAAGUUCGAGCUGUCCGGCAUCCCACCAGCACCCCGCGGUGUCCCUCAGAUCGAGGUCACCUUCGACAUCGACGCCAACGGUAUCCUGAACGUCAGUGCUGCAGACAAGAGCACCGGCAAGGAGAACAAGAUCACCAUCACCAACGACAAGGGCCGUCUCUCCAAGGAGGACAUCGAGCGUAUGGUCAACGAUGCUGAGCAGUACCGCGCUGAAGAUGACCAGCAGAGAGACCGCAUCUCCGCCAAGAACGGCCUCGAGAGCUACGCCUUCAACAUGAAGUCUACCGUCGAGGAUGACAAGGUCAAGGACAAGAUCUCCGAGGGCGACCGCAAGACCAUCACCGACAAGUGCAACGAGGUCAUCGCAUGGCUCGACUCCAACCAGACAGCUGAGAAGGACGAGUUUGAGCACCAGCAGAAGCAGCUGGAGCAGAUCUGCACGCCCAUCAUCACCAAGCUGUACGGACAGGCUGGUGGUAUGCCCGGUGGAAUGCCAGGUGGUAUGCCCGGUGGUAUGCCAGGCGGUGCCCCCGCUGGUGCUGGUGGUUCAUCCGGACCCACCAUCGAGGAGGUCGACUAAACUCUUGGUCAGCUCUCAAACACUCUGCUCUUACUCUCUGUUCUGAUGUUAUGUUGACCCGUUGUUGAUGUGAUGUUUGUAAUAAGGAUGAAGAGUCUUUACAACA